AUGGCUGGACUCCAUUCGCACCGAGGGGAUAUCAGCACAGCUGGUCCAAAUGAGACGGCAGAUAUAUACACAACUCAGGGUAAUUCAAACAGCAAAAACAUUCAAGAGCGAUCCACACAGAGCAGCCGGAUACGUUGUCAUUCAAGGAGCAGACGCACAACGGGUCCGAGAAACCAUAAAAGGAAUGGCGGGCGACGAAAAGUUAACGUCAUUGACCACAAAAGAUAUGGAAAAUAUUCUUCGGCCUUACGGAAUGACAGCUCACUCAAUAAAGAGAGGAGCUUUGGCCCACGCCGCGGCGGCAGUGGUCGAACACGAUCUCGAUCUACUAUUAUUAACACAGUUAGGGAAACAUGCAGACCCCAUGGAACUCCCACGCAGCACAGUGCGUUAUCUGGGCCAUUGGGCCGCCACAUUAAACAAGUCCGCACACUUGACAUAAUUGAUGUAAGAGAAUUGGAAGAAUGGGAAUUGCCAGAAUCCGCAACAAGACAUUUUGGCGCUCCCUUUAAAGGGCACGAUAUUCUGCAACGAUCACACCACACCAGGGUGGCGACGAAAGAUGACGAAGCACGAUUGCCGUUGCAACAAAUAGACCUCGGAACACUUUCCACCAAAUGGAUUAGAGGACGCCUGAACGGAAGCGCCAGGAGGCGUUGGGACGAGGCGUGGAAUAUUAUGCGGAAACCCGAGUUACACACCAGACGGCGUGAAUCCCAGUUAAGAAUCAACAACACUGAUGCGCAGCGUAUGAAUAAACCAAGAAUUAUUUGUACAACCUCUUCACAUCCAACUACAGGAUGGGUGGGUAGUAUCGUUUACGGUAGUGGAGGAAAAACCCUCCGGGCAGAGAAGGUGUUUCAUCGCUUGGCCAAGGGAAAAGAGUGCCAAGGAUGA
Molecule: messenger RNA, 897 nt
Organism: Trypanosoma theileri
Lineage: Eukaryota; Euglenozoa; Kinetoplastea; Trypanosomatida; Trypanosomatidae
Exons: 1
Coding region: 1-897 (298 amino acids)
Source: RefSeq, a predicted model, not a curated record